Messenger RNA from Heterobilharzia americana, 536 nucleotides. The record is from the annotation of a GenBank genome assembly. NCBI's taxonomy places the organism in Eukaryota, Metazoa, Platyhelminthes, Trematoda, Strigeidida, Schistosomatidae.
AUGGUAGGUGACUUUAACGCUCAAGUAGGGAAGCUGAGUCAGUCGGAAAGACAUCUUGGAGGUAUCUACGGAAUACCAUGCCAACGAAAUGACAACGGUGGUCGUCAGUUGCAAUUUUGUCACGACAAUCACAUGUUUCUGGUCAGCCAUAACUGUAAACAUAUGGAGAGACACUGUCUCACAUGGUGUCCACCAACUUCAAAUCAACGAAGGACACAGAGAGAUCAUUUUGCUAUUGCCGUUGUUGAAGAGGAUUGGUGGAGAAUUGCCGCUGUUUCUGGAGUACCAGUUCGAACUCCGAUCACGCGCUGAUACGUGCUCGUGCAUGUCUGCGUCUUACGGGUUGCAGCAGCGUAGCCUGUCUGUGUGCAACUGUAAAAUGAGAACAUGAAGCAUACAGUCGUGUAAGGGUUUAUGGAGAGUUUUCAUGUGAAUCGAUGACAACUAGUGGUAUCCCCCAGGGAUGCUGCCUAUCAACGUUCCUGUUUCGUUCCUUUAUAGAUGUACUAGUGGACAUAACCUUAGGUUCAUCUGGC